Molecule: messenger RNA, 757 nt
Organism: Sycon ciliatum
Lineage: Eukaryota; Metazoa; Porifera; Calcarea; Leucosolenida; Sycettidae
Exons: 5
Coding region: 137-754 (205 amino acids)
Source: RefSeq, a predicted model, not a curated record
AAGGCCCUAUUCCUACGCCUGUAUGAUGCCCGGGACCCUCUGAUACAGAUAAGUACUAUUAUAUAACCCAAUACUAGUACAAUACUAGUAUUAGAUAAACCUUGUUAUAGUUCACACAUGUUGUUAGUUUGACAGCAUGAAACAAGGUGGAGGACACAACACCCAGCUGGAGAAACUAAAGAAGUCAGUUACGACUGCCCUUGAAGCUGAGAAGUUGUGUGAGCUCAGUCUGUGCGAACGGUUCAUCGUUAGCUACCCCACAGCUGAGUGCCAUACUGGUCAUGACGUAACUACAGAAACAGGAAAACUUGCCGGGGAGCUGAGCCAAAGGCAAGAACUAUGUUACUUUAUACCUGUGCAUGGCCAUGAUCCCAUGUACAAACAGCCCCAGAGAGUACCCAUGCGUGCUGGCAGCUUACUCAUCUGGGACCAGCGUGUGGCGCACGGCAGUCGGCCCAACAACAGCACGCGGGCAAGGUAUGUUCAAUUUGUAAAGAUGUUCCAAUCCAUCAACCUCCGCUCAGAACGAGCUAAGAAUCGUGGACAGCUUAUCAAGAACAAGGUUGAACUAGCUGUUUGGGCAAGAAGCUGUUUGCCCUCAAGGCAUGGGCAUCCGCGGACACGAAGGUGCCCCGCGCCAAGGCUAAGAAAAAGACAUAAACUACGUGUUCGCAUGGCUCUUUGUACAUUCACAGUUGAGUGCCUCGUUUUAUGUGUAUGUUUAAAUCAUGUACACCCUCUGAUGGGAGUAUGAUAA